ACGUGACCAAACAUCGAUUCCAGAAAUGACUAAUUGAAUAAUUGUUACUGAUCUGAACAGAUAAUUACCCAACCAUGAGUUACCUGAAGGUCAAGAAAUACGCAGAGUCCGCGGUGGCCAAUAUCAUCCCAUUGGAUCCGGAUUCCUGCAAAGAACUCGUGGAUUAUGCUCUUACGUUGCCGUCAAACCAAGCGAUUCAGAACCAUUUCUUGAACAUGCUAGGCGAAACUGAAGAGUCAUUGAAGUUUAUCACCAAAUUCCUUCAAUUGAAACAAGAAGAAGAUGCUGCAUCGAAACCACAGAAGCCGAAAAGACAGGAGGCUAAACCAAAGGCCACCAGUUCCGGUUCGAACGCUUGGAUUUCCACACCUUCUCCUCCUAAGGAGCCAGUCAGAAAGGGAAGGCUCGAUAGAAAUAAAUCCUCUCACAACACCUCAGAGCUUCUUGAUCUAAAGCCUUCCAACCAAUUGUCUUCUCAACAAGUCAAAAAGAACAAGAAGAAAAACCUCGAUAAUUUGAAGGAUAUAGAAGCUAUACUAACGGAGCUCGAGUUGAAAUCUUCCAACGAGACUAACAGAAGGUGCAAUUGCAUGGCUACAAGACAUCCAUUAUUUGAAAUGGCUCCCAACUGUCUAAACUGUGGAAAAAUCAUCUGUGUCAAAGAGGGUCUUCAACCAUGUUCUUUCUGUGGACAUGAAUUAUUAAAUCAUAAAGAGCGACUUGAAAUCAUGAAUGUUUUAAGACAAGAAAAAGAUGAACUUGAAAAUAAGCAAGAUAAUUUGCAGAACAAGAAGAUUCAAGAGCAGAAGACCACUCUUUCGAAACCCAAAAGCAAGAAAAUCGUUGUCAGCAUGAAUGCCGGAGAAAACCUAUGGAAGGCCCAAGAUCGAGCGCUCAAACAGGCUGAAUUGGAAGCAAAACGGGCCAAGGAACUUGAAGAUAAAAAAGAAGCUGAGAGAAAAGAAGUGGAAGAACAAGAGGAAGAAUUAAAGAAAUACGAAUUAAGUAAGCAGGUAAAUCCCGACCUUUUGAAAGCACAAGAAAGGUUAGAAACCUUACUUAAUUUCCAAAGCACUGGUGCUGAGAGAACUAAAAUCAUUGACAAUGCUGCAGAUUAUCAAUUGCCUAGCAGCGGAGGAAGUAUGUGGUUAUCGCCCGUUGAGCGAGCAUUGCAAUUGAAAAAGCAGCAGAAGAUAUUGAGAAAACAUGAAGAGAGCAUACAGGCCAGAAGUGGGAGAGGAAAAGUUACAGUCGAAAUGGUUAUCAAGAAUGGCAAAGUUACAAUGGUUGAAAAGCAGCACACCGGAAGAAUUGUUGAAGAUAAGGAUGAAGAGAUCAAUGCAUUGGAAGAAGAAUUACAACAAGAAAAGCAGCUCCACGAACAAGAUCUCAGCAAAAACAUUUGGGAUUAUGAAAAGGAUCAAAAGAAAUGGGAAAGACCAGUGUACAUGGGCAAGGCCCCAGGCAAUGAUAGUAUUGAGGUCAAGCAUGGAAGGGUCCAAUUUGCAUUUGAUCCGGAAGAAAAUGAGUUGUUAUAAGCAUUGAAGGUGGUUGAAAUUUAGGUAGAACAAUAGAUAAGGGUGAAACAUUGCAAUAUCAAGAUCCUCACUCAGGAUAUUAAUGAUUUCAAAAUCAAUGUACUCUGGCAACUUGACUUGGAAAGUCAUGCUAGGAACCAGUUUCUUUUCAAUUAAUUCGGAGAGAACUCUAUGCAUGUAUGACACUACUAUGUCAUAAAUUUCUUAACGUAUCACGCUGAUGUUCCAUUCGCUUACGAGCCUGGUCAAUUAUCUGUUUCGCCCAUUCGAAUUCUCAUUAUCUACAAUUCCAUGUAAAUGAGCAUUUGUUAAGUUGCGUGAAGCAAAUUACUCUUUUAUUAGCUCUGGACGA
Molecule: messenger RNA, 1890 nt
Organism: Suhomyces tanzawaensis NRRL Y-17324
Lineage: Eukaryota; Fungi; Ascomycota; Pichiomycetes; Serinales; Debaryomycetaceae
Exons: 1
Coding region: 75-1538 (487 amino acids)
Biological process (GO): regulation of DNA-templated transcription
Cellular component (GO): nucleus
Molecular function (GO): zinc ion binding
Source: RefSeq, a predicted model, not a curated record